Messenger RNA from Rhizopus microsporus ATCC 52813, 2144 nucleotides. RefSeq lists its product as uncharacterized. The record is from RefSeq and is a predicted model, not a curated record. Lineage: Eukaryota; Fungi; Mucoromycota; Mucoromycetes; Mucorales; Rhizopodaceae. Bases 79 to 2115 code for a protein of 678 amino acids. The transcript is spliced from 6 exons.
UUUUUUUCUUUGCACUUCUUUUCAUUUCUUUUUUCGUCUUUUAACCUUCAACUUGUUGUGCGUGUCAUUUAUAUAAACAUGGCUUCUGAUUCACCACGAUUAUUCAACGCUACGUCACCUUCAAAAAAGUUUGCAACAUCACUAAAUACUACCGGCCGCAGUUCACAUGCUCGGCAGCGUAUGCUUUCCAGCAAGAUCUCUGCACCUCUUCCUAUCAAUUUGCCCAGUCUUAAAAGUGAGCAUGGCGGCGUUAAUGGCAACGGCCAUGCUACUGAAGCACCUACGUCUUCUCCUUCUAUCAGUUGGGAAGCCACACAUCCUGAUACUCGUGCAUGGGCUGCUAUUCCAACAUCGUCUAUCCAUCCCACAACUCCUUCUUCUGCUCCUUUCGAAACUGAUCCCAAGCCAAAACAAGACAAACCAAUGGAAAAACACACUACGUCCGAAAUGGGUCGACUCUCUUGGGAUGAAAUGGUAAAUGAAGAUAUGGAAGAAUUUUCUGUAGAUGUGAUUGAAUUUGAAGAUGGAGCCAAGUUCCCUGUAAAUGAUGUAUCGCCAGAGACACGGUUCUCUGAGGACUAUGAUCGUAGCUAUCCUCCUCAGCUGAAAUCUACCCUUCAAGAAGAAUCACCCAAGAAAUCGACCUACGAAGGCCGUCCGUUUGAUCGUCGCCAAAGUUCUGGUUCAUGGAACCGUCGCCCGAGUAAACCUUCUGCUUACUCUGUUCUACAAAAGACCAAAUCGCCUGAUCAAAAGGACGCUAUGGUAGCUGCUGUUGAGCGCGCUCAAAGGCGUCAUGAAGAGCAAGAAGCUGCAUUUGAAGCUGCACGUCAACGUGCUCGACAAAAGGCCGAGUCUCUAGCAGCCAAGCCCAAAGAAGAACGAACGCUUGCAGAUGACGAGAAGGACUGGUCAAAUUAUGCAGAAGAUAUGAGGGCAUCCAAAUCCAUGCCCUCCAGACGACCCAACGGUGACACUUCUUGGAAUGAUUAUACGAUGCGCUUACAUCAAUCCUUUGUGCAUAAAGAGGAGCAAAAAAAAACUGUAUCAAUUACUGCUCCUCCUCGUCGUUCUUCUCAUGGCAUGCCUCCUGAACAAGUGUUUCAAAGACGCAGGUCGUCUUCCUUUGUUCGCCAUCCUUCAUCUCCAGAUCACGGUUCACAAGAAAAACCCACUGUCGGAUUACAGAGACGCGGGUCGUCACCCAGUCAUUCUGGCGCGCCUCUGUCUGGUGCUUUCUCGGCUCUUGACAAAAAGGUUGGACCUCGACACACCUUCGAUCAUCACUCGGUGCAUCCAAAGUCGCCCAUUGAAGAUACAAACCAGUUCUCGAUUCUAGAUGCAGAAGAGACGGAACCUAAUCAUCAAUAUGAUUGGCUAGAUGUGAGCGAGCCAGAGGAGGUGUAUGACUGGUCAGAGUUGGCGCCCAAGGCUGAACCUCCAUCUAUGCUUUCCAUUGGCAAAUCAGGGUUACCUCUCUGGUUGGAGAAGCGUGGACCGACCCCACAUUGGACAUUCAAUGACCCUAUCUUGCCAUUUGAUGUCAGAUACCCUCUCUAUUGGACGCUCAAUGACCCUGCCUCGUCGUUUGACACCAGGCAUCCUCUUUCUGGUGGCCGUGGUAGGGGCAAACCAGAUACCCGAGCACAGCGACAAGUGCCUGUGGUCACUUCUAUCCUGAGAAAGGCUUCCGAGCCUACCUCUACUGUUGCUCCAUCUAUCCUGCCAAGGAAGCCAAUGACAGUCACCAAUCCCUCACUUGAGAAGGACAAUCAAGGUGAUGUCAAGGAAGAGCCGCACGAAAGAACGUAUAAGGACAAGAUCAUGGAACUCUUCCAAAAAAGCACAGGCUCGCCUAUCCUUCCAAAGAACCUACAAGCCAAAACCAACCUGGGAGGAGGCAUUAACUUUAUGGCAAUUCAUCAUACAGAAGAAAAGAAGGAUACUCAGCCAUCAUAUCCCUCGUCUCAUGUCCCUGUCUUGGUCUAUAGGUUUCCUGACCAAAAAGGCAAGAAGGACAACUUGACUGGAAUCUACUUGAUGCCAAUUAAAUCGACGAGUUCAGUGCAUCCAUUAUCAGCAGAGUUCCCUCUACCACGAACAAUGACUGCCUAACAUGGUUAUUAUUACUAUUAUUAUUAUUA